ACUUCCGCCGUAGUGUGUGUUCUGUUGUCAUCGGUCUGCUGCUUUCUUUGUACACAGCGGGCCAGUUUUCAUACGACUGGACUUUGUCAUAUAUUCGCAUAGUUUUACCUACAUCUCGGUAUAAGUGACUUCAGCACGAAGCCUCCCGCAAAAUGGAAGAAAAUGAAGAAGUUAGCGGAAGGACGGUGGAGAACAAAAAGCAGAAACUACGGAGGAUGUCAUCGAGGACGUCCACCACCAGUGUCAUGAGCGCUGCGGAGCCCUCUCCUCAAACUCUGCCGAGAAACAACUCCAAAAAACCUCCUCUGCAGAGAGGCAGCUCCUUCACCUUUCUCACUCCAGGAACUCCGUGGGACUUCAGUCUGAAAAGAAAGCGUAAAGAGAAGGACGACGACACAGUCAGCCUGUCCAGCUUUGACCUCAAGGAACCCAGUAACAAGCGUGUCCGACCACUGGCCAAAGUUUCUUCUCUCGUCAACCUCAUAUCUCCCUCAAAGAAUGGAGCAGUGCGGCGCUUCGGCCAGACCAUCCAGUCCAUGUCGUUACGUGGUGAUAGCAAGUCACCAGGGAUGUCCCUCAAAGCCAACAGCAAGGCCUCAGGUCCGACUCCCACCAAACGCAGAAACAGCACGCUGUGGUCAGAGACACUGGACAUCCAUCAGAAGAGCACGUUCUCCACCAAAGAGAUCAAGAGACAAGAGGCCAUUUAUGAACUGUACAGAGGAGAACAGGAUCUCAUCGAAGACCUUCAACUUGCACGAAAGGCAUACCACGACCCAAUGCUAAAGCUCUCGAUCAUGACAGAGGAGGAACUAGGUCACAUUUUUGGUGACCUGGAUGCAUAUAUUCCCUUACAUGAGGACUUACUGAUGAAGCUGACAGAGGGAACCGGCCCUGAUGGAACAGUAGCUCAGAUUGGACAGAUAGUAAUAGACUGGCUGCCUGGUCUGAAUGCCUAUAAGAACUACUGCAGCAACCAGCUUGCAGCUAAAGCCCUGCUUGACCAGAAAAAACAGGACAGGCGGGUCCAGGACUUCCUUCAGCGCUGUCUGGAAUCUCCCUUUAGCAGGAAGUUGGACCUGUGGAGUUUUCUAGACAUCCCACGUUCACGCCUGGUGAAAUACCCGCUGCUGCUGCGAGAAAUCCUCAGACACACUCCUCCUGAUCAUCCAGAUGUAACCAAUCUGGAGAGAGCGAUCACUAUAAUCCAGGAGAUUCUGUCUGAUAUCAACGUGAGAAAAGGGGAAUCUGAGUGUCAGUAUUACAUAGACAAACUGGAGUUUCUGGAUGAUAAGCAGCGGGACCCUCUCAUAGAUAACUGUAAGACGCUACUAUGCCACGGCGAGCUGCGGAACAAGAGUGGCUCGCGGCUGCAUGUGUUCCUCUUCUCUGAGCUGCUGGUUCUGACCCGACCGGUGACACGGAACGAAAGGAGCUGCUUCCAGGUGUAUCGUCAGCCAAUCCCAGUCCGAGACCUGGCUCUGGAAGAUCUGCUGGAUGGAGAGAUCCGCAUGGGGGGGUCCUUCAGAGGGGCUUUCACCAAUGGAGAAAAAGCUAAGAAUGUUUUCCGUGUGAGCUCUCUGGAUCCCUCCCAUGGCCAGUCCCACACUCUGCAUGUCAGUGACGUCUACCACAAGCAGCAGUGGCUCAACUGUCUGCGCACUGCGAUGACUCAACAGCAGGGGGCUCCAGCUCGAGCUCAGCAGGGGCAAUCCAUCCGGACAAAGCGCCGCUCCUCCACUAUCUCAGCCACCAUCUGUGAUGCAGAGACAGACGAGAACAGUCCAUCUGUCUGUGGCCCUAAACUCAGGCCUCAGACGCUCUCCAAAACUAGACUGGAGCGGAAGUCACAAGGAUCAGUAAAGAGGAAGGAAACUGGAGUGUAGACAUUCAGCCGAGGUCCCUCUCAGAUGGACACGUUCUCAACGUGUCCUGUUUGGUCUCGUGUAUGUCAGCCAAUUUUCCUGCAACCACUGUUGUAGUGCUUUUGCUUUGUCUGUGUAGCUGCACUGAAAAACCUUCCCAAUCAUUUCCGUCCAUAAGGAAAUCAAAUUUUAGUCUUUUACACGUGUAAUUAGUUUACAAAAAAAAAGUGUUGCGUCCCAUUGUGACUGAAAUAUAUGUUUACACCAGUGUGGAAUUAGGGUUUUAUGUGUCUAAGUUAAAAAGAACUUUAUGCCACUUAGAGCUGUGUUUGUUUCAUUACAUUUAAAAGGUGUCAGUCUUGUCCUGUGAUCAUUUUGUCAGCAGCUAUGCUAUGGGGAACAUGUGUAAAGCUGUAACUUCUAAGUGUUAUCUGUGCCAAGAUAAGGGAUCAAGAAACUGAGGAACCACAAUGUCUCAGUGGUUCAGCGAAAGCCAUGAAACCAGUCUUAACCUGACUGAGAUGUAGAUACAAGGUAAUGGACAGAACAUAAGUGAGAUCAUUGACCACAAAGACAAUAAGAUUUCUUGGGGAAAUAAAUCAAUGAAUGUAAAUGUAAUCAGUGGAUAUAUGUAGAUCGGAAAAAUAAUAAAACAUUUAGUACUGUCA
Amphiprion ocellaris (clown anemonefish) is the source of this 2533-nucleotide messenger RNA. RefSeq names its product neuroepithelial cell-transforming gene 1 protein-like. Lineage: Eukaryota; Metazoa; Chordata; Actinopteri; Pomacentridae. Gene Ontology annotation, molecular function: guanyl-nucleotide exchange factor activity. Gene Ontology annotation, biological process: intracellular signal transduction; positive regulation of Rho protein signal transduction. Bases 153 to 1886 code for a protein of 577 amino acids. The transcript is spliced from 12 exons. The record is from RefSeq and is a predicted model, not a curated record.